UCAAUUCGCUUCUUAAGCUUCUCCAUCCAUUUUAUUUCUCUCUCUUCGUUCUCUAUUGUUCUAAGUGUUUUGUUCUGGUUAAAGCAAGAAGAAAGAAAAUGAGUGAAGUGAACUUGGAGGGUAGGAGUCUGUUGGACGAGCUGAAAAGCUUUGACAAGGGCUCGCUCUUCGACUUUGGCCAUCCUCUCCUCAAUCGCGUUGCCGAGAGCUUCGUCAAGGCCGCUGGGAUUGGUGCUCUCCAAGCAGUUUCCCGAGAGGUCUAUUUCAGUGCAGUGGAUGGUUCUAGUAUUGAUUCAGGCACUGUGCCUGAGCUCCCGGGUGCAAGGAAGCGCAGGUUCCCAGAUCUGAGAGGAGAACAUAAUGGGAAAUCUCUUGAAGCACUGGUGAGGUAUACUGGGAGGGAAUCUUUCCAAUGGGGACUGACUGCUGGCAUUUACUCAGGGAUAACAUAUGGGCUGAGAGAGGCCAGAGGAACUCAUGAUUGGAAGAAUAGUGUGGUUGCUGGGGCUGUUACAGGAGCAGCACUAGCCUUAACACUGCAGGAUACAACUCAUGAGCAAUUGGUGCAGUGCGCCAUAACUGGAGCAGCUCUCUCUACUGCAGCUAAUCUUCUCAGGGGCAUAUUCUAGUUAGGGGAUCGAUGAUGCCAAAUGAUUCAAGUAGAGGCAAAGCUUCAGCUGGAAAUUGUGUGUUCUUAUCUAUCUUUUUUCACUUUCUAAGUAUGUUUUAGGAGUUCUUCCUUUCUUUCUUUCUUUCUUUAGGAUCUAUCUCUUGAAUGAUGAACUGCUUCCAAUAAUGAUGGAUCGAGUGAUGAACUAUUCGUGUUGUUUUCAA
Messenger RNA from Dendrobium catenatum, 834 nucleotides. Its product is annotated as outer envelope pore protein 16-2, chloroplastic. The record is from RefSeq and is a predicted model, not a curated record. NCBI's taxonomy places the organism in Eukaryota, Viridiplantae, Streptophyta, Magnoliopsida, Asparagales, Orchidaceae. Bases 99 to 629 code for a protein of 176 amino acids. Gene Ontology annotation, molecular function: amino acid transmembrane transporter activity. Gene Ontology annotation, cellular component: chloroplast outer membrane. The transcript is spliced from 7 exons.